UUAUUGCAGUCUGCAGUGUGGAUAAGAAUUAAGUCAACAAGGAUCGAUUCCAAACAUUUCAGUGCUUCAUUCAUUCUUACAACGAAUCGAACGUGUGUUUAAUCUACAAAAUUUAUGUUGUCACUUUUAUAAUAAAAGAUACGAAGCUAAAUGGAAAAGGCGAUUCUGACAGUUCGUUCAUUCAUGAUUCUUGAGUGAUUCUCCGAGUGUCUGUUUUGAGAUAUUAGUUUAAUUAAUAGUUUUCACCGAUAUUAUCUCAUUCCUAAUAUACGUUCCUACGUUAUAUACAUUCGUAAAGAGUUUGUCGCAUGUAUUGUUUGGGAAAAUCACGAGUUCCUGUGUUAUUGUCAACGUGUCGAAAUCCUUACUUGCGAUACGACAUUACGUUCGUAUGCACAGAUCUGGAAACUCCAGUGGUAGGAGUAACGCUUUUAGUAUCCGAAGGUGUGCUUUACAAAUCAGCCGCUAGCCAUAGCGCUGGGAUCGAUUUAUUAAACUUUUACAAUUAACGCCAUCUUCAACAUCUUUACCACUAAAGAUAAAGAAUGUUGCAGACACAAGUCGCGCUGCACGACGAAGCCUAACAAUUUGAUUGAAGCGCCUUACUUGAGAAACAUUUUCUAGCUCGUAAGAGUUUCGCCCUCUCUACUGAAGUUUCCAAAGCUGUGUUGUACUGUAGUAUACUACUGUAUACAAUCAUAUACGUCAGCGUGCAGAUGAUGCGUUCACUGUCAAUGGUUUGGCCCAAUAGCGUUACAUACACGUACGAGCCGGAUGUAAUUGUGAUUGUACCCCAUACCUAUACGAAAUCUCAUGUCAUAAGAGACAGGAGCACGCUGUAGUGAGGCUCAGACUGUGAUUCACAGUAACUCAGAGCAAUACGAAGUUAGCAAGUGACAUUCUGAUCGCUUUCCACUUUACGUUUAAUCCGAUUAACUUACGUGGCGGGUAUUCGACAACAGAAACAACAUGUGCGGAAUCUUUGCGUAUCUCAAUUAUUUGACGCCGAAGAGCAGGAAGGAGAUCCUCGAGCUGCUGGUUGGUGGAUUAAAGAGGCUAGAAUAUCGAGGCUAUGAUUCGGCAGGUGUCGCCCUUGAUAGCGCCGAUGGCAAGGAUAUCUCGAUUAUUAAAAAGCAGGGAAAGGUCAAGGCGCUCGAGGAAGAGAUCUUUUAUCGUACCAAUAUCGACUUCGAGUCGAAGGUUUACAGCCACGUGGGUAUCGCACACACUCGUUGGGCGACUCAUGGUGUUCCAUCUGAAGUGAACUCGCAUCCUCAAAGAUCCGAUGUCGAACAUGCUUUCGUUGUGGUGCACAAUGGUAUCGUGACAAAUUACAAGGAAGUGAAGACGUUGCUUCACCAAAGAGGCUACAGCUUCGAGAGUGAAACCGACACGGAAGUAAUCGCUAAGCUGAUCCACCAUCUCUGGGUACAACAUCCGGGUUACUCGUUCCGCGAGCUAGUCGAGCAGGUUGUUCAACAAUUGGAAGGUGCGUUUGCACUGUGCUUCAAGAGCAAAUAUUUCCCCGGUGAAUGUGUGGCGACGAGAAGAGGAUCACCGCUGCUCGUGGGUAUUAAGACAAAAACGAGAUUGGCCACCGAUCACGUGCCUAUCCUGUACGGAAAAGAUCAUCGUCCACAUGGUCGUACUGAACUUCCGGUUAUACCACGCAGUGAAAGUACUUCCAAAUUUCAACCCUUGGAGGACAAAGAAGUCGAAUAUUUCUUCGCAUCUGACGCCAGUGCUGUGAUCGAACAUACAAAUCGCGUUAUAUUUUUGGAGGAUGAUGACGUAGCCGCAGUGAAAGAAGGUGCUCUCAGCAUCCAUCGACUCCGUCGAUGUAUGGACGAUCCCCAUGCAAGAGAAAUUACUACCUUAAAGAUGGAAAUCCAGGAGAUCAUGAAGGGUAACUAUGAAUAUUUCAUGCAGAAGGAAAUUUUUGAGCAACCUGAGUCGGUGGUGAACACCAUGAGAGGACGUCUGAACUUCAGAGACAACUCUGUUACAUUGGGAGGCAUCAAGGAUUACAUUCCUGAGAUUAAGAGGUGUAGACGUCUUAUGCUGAUUGGUUGUGGAACAAGCUACCAUUCUGCUAUUGCUACCAGACAGCUUUUGGAAGAAUUAACUGAACUACCAGUUAUGGUCGAAUUGGCUUCUGAUUUCUUAGACAGGAAUACACCAGUGUUUAGAGAUGACGUUUGUUUCUUUAUCUCACAGUCUGGUGAAACAGCAGACACGUUAAUGGCUUUGCGUUAUUGCAAAGGACGUGGAGCUCUGAUUGUUGGUAUUACCAACACGGUAGGCAGUAGUAUCUGUCGUGAAUCACACUGUGGUGUUCAUAUAAACGCAGGUCCUGAGAUUGGUGUUGCUAGUACCAAGGCUUACACUUCCCAGUUCAUUUCUCUUGUAAUGUUUGCUUUAGUUAUGAGUGAAGACAGAAUCUCCCUUGGUAGUAGGCGUCAAGAGAUUAUCGAAGGAUUGAAAAAUUUGGAUAAUCUCAUUCGUCAAGUUCUCCAACUUGAUGAAAAGGUUAAAGAAUUAGCCAAGUCUUUGUUCCAACAUAAAUCUUUGCUGAUCAUGGGUAGAGGAUACAACUUUGCUACGUGUAUGGAGGGAGCUUUGAAAGUUAAAGAAUUGACAUAUAUGCAUAGUGAAGGUAUCAUGGCAGGUGAAUUGAAACAUGGUCCACUAGCGCUCGUUGAUGAUUCAAUGCCUGUAAUAAUGAUCGUCAUGAGGGAUCCAGUUUAUGUGAAAUGCAUAAACGCCUUACAACAGGUUACGGCCAGAGAUGGAAAACCGAUCCUUAUCUGUGAGGAAGGCGAUGAAGAAACGAAAAUGUUCGCUGAUAGAAUUCUUGAAGUACCCAAAACAGUGGAUUGUCUCCAAGCAAUCCUUGCAGUCAUUCCACUACAAUUGCUAUCUUUCCACAUCGCGGUUCUUCGCGGAUGUAACGUCGAUUGUCCGAGAAAUUUGGCGAAAUCAGUUACGGUUGAAUAAAAGAUCAACCUACAUUCAUUAAAGAUUUAUUAAAACGCAGCAUACCAUGCUUGGUUGUCAACUUCAGAUUUCAGCAACUUAUUGAGAAAAUAUCGUUAUUAUAACUGCGUUUAUCCAUUACGAAAGAUAGGAAGAAGACAGACGGAACGAUUUUUGAAACACGCCGUGAUAUUCUCGUGAUAACAUGAAAAUGGUCAUCGACUAUAUUUAAUACGUUUCUAAGUACUUAGUAAUUAUAGCUUCGUAUUAGAAUACGAGCAAAAUAGACUUAGGAAGUAUUUAGGUUAGCCAUUUGGACCAUCGUUAGUCUUUAUACAUAAUCUUACGAUAGAAGACGAGUACUUUAAAAAAGAAAGAAACUCAACGAAGACGUUCCUUACGUGGGUAACAUUAAUUGAGUUCCCAGUGACCCCAGUGCAUUUAACGGUUGUGUAUAUUCAUAUCAAUCGGUAAAAUACGAAAGGAAGAGAAUGUAACGCUUUUCAGAUCAUAAGUCAAUUGUGAUUCUAUCUCUUUAUAAUCAAGUUGAAUAAGACUGCGGUAGAAAAAAGAGAAAUUGUUACUGUAUCGCGAACUUGUGCUCUAUGACGUUUACAUGUGGUUAUUCUGAAAAGUGUUUGUAUGCGUGUGUAUGUGGCUGUGUGUACCUCGUAAAUCUCAAUGUAGAUGAAAAAAAGCAACCAUAAUGUAUUGAGAGAAUUAGAUAAUUGAUGAAAACGAAUAAUUUAUGAACACGAUGAUCGUCACGAUAUUCACUUUAUGGUGUUUAUCGUAUACUUUGAGAAAUUUAUAUUUUGUACAGUAUUUAAGAGAGGAACAAAUAUGAAAUUUGAUAUCUUACCUUCCACUUUUGUUAUGGAAGAUAAAUUAACAACUUAUACGUGAAUUUUAUUACCAAUGUGAUACAUUCAUGUUCAAGUUAAAAAGAAAUUGUUGUAUAAAGUUGACUUUACUACAAUUUUUCAGUUCCAUGCAGUAGAAAAUCCUCGUCUUAUCUCUUAGCUGUAGAAAGUUCAUUUGAUUCAAAUAUAAUCAUGGAAUAAAUGCAAUUAUUAUAUGAAUUACUUGAGGUGUUGGAAAGAUAAACACGACCGUUUAUAGUUUUGCCUAUAAAGAUAUGUAAUAACUUCUGCAAUAUAUCGAGCGAUAAAUAAACUCUAAGGAAAUAUAAAUAAUAAAUAUAUAUAUAUAUACAUAUACAUAUAUAUAUAUAUAUAUAUAUAUAUAUAUAUAUAUAUAUAUGUUAUUCAUAUUAAGUUACUAUAAUAUAUGUUGGACAAAAGAAAAUGCACAUUUAACAAAUAUAUAAUUUUUUUUUAAACACGUCAAUGGCCAUAAUUGAAAUAUAAAUGUAUCAAAUAAAUUGUUAAAAACAAAUAUACAAA
Messenger RNA from Bombus huntii, 4382 nucleotides. RefSeq names its product glutamine--fructose-6-phosphate aminotransferase [isomerizing] 2-like. Gene Ontology annotation, biological process: protein N-linked glycosylation; fructose 6-phosphate metabolic process; UDP-N-acetylglucosamine metabolic process. The record is from RefSeq and is a predicted model, not a curated record. The transcript has 14 exons. Bases 970 to 2997 code for a protein of 675 amino acids. NCBI's taxonomy places the organism in Eukaryota, Metazoa, Arthropoda, Insecta, Hymenoptera, Apidae. Gene Ontology annotation, molecular function: carbohydrate derivative binding; L-glutamine:D-fructose-6-phosphate transaminase (isomerizing) activity.